UUACUCUGAGCAGGACCAAGUCUCCGUGGCUUCAUUGCAGAAUGGAUAUGAAGCUGUUGGCAGUCGUGGCUGCGCUCACGUUGGUGAUGUAUGCGCCUCCAUCACAAGCAAAGCCCAUAAGUCUGGUGGAGAGAUGCUACUGUCGUUCAACAGUCAACAGCCUCCCACGAGGCUACAUCCGAGAGCUCAGGUUCAUCCACACGCCAAACUGCCCCUUUCAAGUGAUUGCCAAGCUCAAGACAAACAAAGAGGUGUGUGUGAAUCCAGAGAUUCGGUGGCUGCAGCAGUACCUGAAGAAUGCCAUCAACAAGAUGAAGAAAUCCAAAAAGCGCCAUUAAAAACCUCUUGCCGAAAUCCUCCUGAGCCAUCGCUGAGGGUUUAAAAUAUCGCAGCUAUGUAACAUGUGAUAUGAGAUCAUCUGGUAUGUUGAACAGCACUUAUCCCGGCCGGCUGCCACGCUGCGGCCUUUUGCAUGAAAUGAACCGACAACUCUUCAUAACGAACACCAAUCCACCAGCCUUGUCGCCAUCCUCACCAUCACCACCCUCACAACUUAUAGAGACUGUAGACGUUAUUAGUGCAAAGUGCAAUUAUAUCUGUGAGUGUAUGUUUUUCUCACUAUAUUGUCGAUACUUUUUUGUUAAUGGACAUCAACAGAAAAUAGCUACUUUUUAACAGAGAUGUUCACAUCCCUCAAGCCUCUGUGUCAUUAAGAAAAAGGUCAUGGUGUUAAAUGGAGAGAGGUGAUGGUCAGCAGGAGGAUUUUCUCCACAACAAACAUGAGUUAACAUCCCCCUUGUAUGUAUCAGAGUCCUGUCAUCUACGGAAACAAUAGAAAAAAAGAUGAUGUCUAAUCCCUAACUGCUUAACUUGGUCUUCUCUGAUUUUAAAUUGUACACUAGUGACAACAAUGAAAAGUUUCCAUUCUAAAAACGUGCAGUUGUAGAGUUUGCCAAGUCGUAUUUCAUGUUUCAAGUUAAUUGGCACUGUGGAAUUUAAAUGGAUGCCAGUUACCCCCCAGACUGAGUGUAACAUGUAUAAAAGAGCCUAGUAAAAAUGGCUAUUACAAUGUUAUGUGAUGGAAGUUAGAAUGCCAGAAGAGCCGGAGCAUUUCCUGAGCUGUUCUGUACCAAACAUGACGAACAGGACAAUGAAAAGCUGAACAUCUGGAUCCCAAACCCGUUUUAAUUGACAGCGAGUCAAAAUUUACAGGAAUCAUAAUGCUGUGUCGCUUAACAAGAGAUGUUGAGAACACAUGGUGACACUCACCAAUCACAGUUCACUGUCUUACCAAAUCAGUCAAAAAGAUAAACACAAGCAACCAUAAAAGAAGGAUAUACUGCAAUUUCUAUAACAGUUACCACAUCAGUAGUUAAGCACAAUGGUAUACUGAGAGCCACAGUAGAACAAGUAUAUUAUAACUGACAAUAAAGAGAUGUACAUAUAUGUGACUACCUAUGACUGUUAUGCAGAUAGCAAUGCACUUUAUACCUGAUGUAUUCAUGUUUUAAACAACAGUUACUAAGUCUGAUCAUUAAAUUUUGUCUUUUGUCUUUUUCAUGUUAAUCAUACGGUUUGCAUUCGGUUUUUUUAGUUCAUUGAAUGUGCAGUUGUGUUUAACUGUCAAAGUCUGGAGAUCCAUUCAUUUAUUCAUUUUAAUCUCAUGUCAUUUUAGUCACAUGUACAAUUAAUAUGAUACAAAUGUUUUAUUUUUGUACUCAUUUUUGUACGCAUUUAUAAAAUUAAAUCUAACCAUUUAAACGAA
Molecule: messenger RNA, 1765 nt
Organism: Pseudoliparis swirei
Lineage: Eukaryota; Metazoa; Chordata; Actinopteri; Perciformes; Liparidae
Gene: cxcl12a
Product: chemokine (C-X-C motif) ligand 12a (stromal cell-derived factor 1)
Exons: 4
Coding region: 42-338 (98 amino acids)
Biological process (GO): immune response; chemokine-mediated signaling pathway; positive regulation of cell migration
Cellular component (GO): extracellular region
Molecular function (GO): chemoattractant activity; chemokine activity
Source: RefSeq, a predicted model, not a curated record